GAGGUCUCGCUGAGGCGCUUCUGGCUCGGCUGCCGCGCGGAGGCGUCCGGAGCUGGGCCCGGAGAUGGUGUUGCCGCUGGUCUUGCGCUGACUCCCGGGGCGGGCGGGGGAAGAUCGGGGCUUGAAGAAGGGGCAGCAGGGGAGCCAAGGCGCGGGGGCGGCUGGAUGCGGCGGGGCUUGUGGGGAGAAAAGGGCCACAGCUGUCGUCGUCGGGCUCGGCCGCCGCCUCCCUCCUCCUCCUCUGCGGCCGCCGCUGCUGCUUCUUCAGCCCCCGACCUUCCUCCUCCGUCCUCUCCGAGGGAAGGCGAGGAGGCGCCGCUGAAAUGAAGGAUACUGGAGCGGAAGAACAGAUGGGCACUUGGCUCUUCAAGCAGCUGAAGCUUCAUUUAGAGCAAGAAUGGAAAUACCAACCUCAGGAGAAGGGCUUGAGCCUGAUUGAGUGCACUGCGGAGAAUGAAAACACUUUAUGUCCAAAAUUGAGGAAUGCAAAAGUAGAAGAUCUCUGGAGUCUAACCAACUUCUUUGGGUUUGCCAUGGAAACAUUUGUCCUGGCUGUCAACAUUCUGGACAGAUUUUUGGCCCUUAUGAAGGUGAAACCAAAGCAUUUGUCAUGCAUUGGAGUUUGUUGUUUCCAGCUGGCCGCUCGAGUGGUCGAAGAGGAAUGCAACAUUCCAUCCCUCCAUGAUGUCAUCCGCAUUAGCCAAUGCAAAUGCACCGUGUCCGACCUAAAGCGAAUGGAAAAAAUAAUCUCGGAAAAACUGCACUUUGACUUCAAAGCUACUACUGCCUUAACCUUUUUGCACUUGUACCAUACUAUUGUACUCUGUCAUACCUCAGAAAGGAAAGAAUUGCUGAAUCUCGACAAACUGGAAGCACAACUCAAAGCUUGUAACUGCCGACUAGUUUUUUCAAAAGCAAAACCAUCCAUCUUGGCCUUGUGCCUUCUCACUCUGGAAGUGCAGACUUUGAAAUCCAUUGAAUUGUUUGAGAUUGUCAUGCAUGUUCAGAAGCAUUCAAAGAUAAGCGACAGUGACUUGCUGUAUUGGAGAGAGCUGGUCUCAAAAUGUUUAGCGGACUACUCUUCUCCUGCGUGCUGUAAGCCAGAUCACAAAAAGCUAGUCUGGAUUGUUUCAAGACGUACCGCCCAAAACCUUCAGAACAGCUACUACAGUGUUCCUGAAUUGCCCACCAUCCCUGAGGCUGGAUGCUUUGAUGAAAGUGAGAGUGAGGACUCCUGUGAAGAUAUGAGCUGUGGAGAAGAGAGCCUCAGCAGUUCUCCACGGGACCUGGAAAGCACUUUCUUUUUUGACCUUAAACCCAAAGCCAAGUGGCAGGCUCUCUUCUGACUUGCUGUGCUGCACGGAGCUGUUAAUGUAUGGUAGUACUUUCGGCAAUAAGUAGCUAAGUGCACUCUGAACCUUGGCAGGAAUUCUCACUGAACCCCCAAGCUGUGUGUUAUGUACUUUCCCCCUUUAGUGUGGCAGUAAAGUCAAACGUAGCAAGUUAGAUCAACUGAGGCUUCAGCAAGAUGCAUUAAAGGCAUGCUGCCUCCUAGUACUUUAAAGGUAAAGGUAGUCCCCUGUGCAAGCAGCAGUCGUUUCCGACUCUGGGGUGACGUCGUAUCACUUUUUCACGGCAGACUUUUUUUACAGGGUGGUUUGCCAUUGCCUUCCCCAAUCAACUACACUUUCCCCC
Molecule: messenger RNA, 1695 nt
Organism: Heteronotia binoei (common prickly gecko)
Lineage: Eukaryota; Metazoa; Chordata; Lepidosauria; Squamata; Gekkonidae
Gene: CCNG2
Product: cyclin G2
Exons: 8
Coding region: 324-1346 (340 amino acids)
Biological process (GO): mitotic cell cycle phase transition; regulation of cyclin-dependent protein serine/threonine kinase activity
Cellular component (GO): nucleus; cyclin-dependent protein kinase holoenzyme complex; cytoplasm
Molecular function (GO): cyclin-dependent protein serine/threonine kinase regulator activity
Source: RefSeq, a predicted model, not a curated record